GCUGCUGCUGCCUCUCGUGCGCUCCCGUCCGCUCCUCCUCCCCCCCACUGCUGCCCCUCGUCCCCCCUCUUCCCGUCGGACAUGCUCUCCGUCCUCGGGGCCCUUUGCGUUUCGUCCGACUGGAAUGCUGGCGCCAAGACCCCGUGCUGCAAAGAAUCCGCCGGACGAGGCCCGGGGCUCGAUCCGCGUCGCUGCUCCUGCUGCUGCUGCCGACGAGCUGCUCCUUCUGAGAUAGCCAAGGGAGCUAAACUUCCCAAAGAACAUUCGUCCGACGAAUGUCAACCCUGCUUUUGACAGAGGGAGACGUCUUCCCAGGGGAAGACGCCGAAGCCUCAAGCACAUCUCCAUCAUCUUGCAGGGUUUCGAUUGGUCGUCGACUCGAAAGGCGGCAAGCUUUGGGUUUCAUAUUGUGAAGAGAUCCUGUACUUGUCUUAGGAUUCCACAUAGAAGGCCCCCGAAGUGAAAGCAGCAGGAGAUCAAGAUGGACGAAGGGACUUACUGGCAUAGGGUCACUAGAAUCUUCAACAUGAUGGACAUUAGGACCGCCUUUGUCACAGAUGCUGAAGUGGAUGCCGCUGUCAAGUUGCUGAGCGAUUUCGAGGAGGGGAAAGUCACAGAUGUGUCGGACAAAAAACUCAACAAAGCUCGUAAAGUCAAGGAUGCUGUAGUACAUCCAGACACCGGGGAGAAAAUAUUCCUUCCUUUACGACUUUCCUUCAUGAUACCCUGCAACCUCAUUGUCGACACUCUCAUGCUGUCAGCCAGAGGGUUUAUGCAAAAUGUAGGAGCUCAGUGGCUCAACCAAACUUACAAUUGUAUGCACUACUAUGCAAAUCGGAACGCAUCCAACGAGGAAGGAGUGCAUAAAAUUUUCGAAGCCUAUGUGGGUGCGACUGUCAGCUCUGUUGGUACCGUGAUGGGUCUUCACGCCCUCGUCGAUAAGGUGCCGAAAGCAACGCCAUGGAAGCCAAUAGUCAGGAGAAUGGUUCCCUUCUGUGCGGUCGCAGCUGCGGACUUUUUGAACCUGGGCAUCACCCGUAGAAACGAAGUGUUCGACGGGAUCAAAGUGCUAGAUAGUAGCGGCGACGAAUUGGGUCACAGUAGGAAAGCAGGUGUGAGGGCAGUCGGUGCCUGUAUAAUGGGUCGAAUUGCAGCCGCUGCUCCUAUUUUAGUUGUGCCGCCUUUAGUAUUGCACAGGUUGGAGAAAACCAGGCUUUACACCCAAAGGCCUUAUCUGCGGAUCCCAACACUUAUGGGUAUGAUUGCCUUCUCCAUUCAAGUUUCUGUACCUCUGUGCAUCGGUGUCUUCCAUCAGCAUGCCACCAUCGAUGUGCGCAAGUUAGAGCCGGAGUUCCAAAACAAGGUGGACAGGUUCGGCAAGCCUAUCACUCACGUAUUUUACAACAAAGGCUUAUGAAUGAAUGACUAGUGCCUGAACCACACAUUAACUUCACUGGUUAAAUGGAGGAUGUGGAGCCAGCCAUCAUCAGUCAUGUCAAUUGCAGCUCACGAAACAUGUGACCAUCAUCAUGCUUCGUGAAAAGUCUUCAUCCUCCUCAGGAUACAAAUUUCUGCUAGUUCGAGGGAGAAGCAAGGGAGGUGGCUCUCACUAGUGAUCUUGCUUCCAGGAUUGUUGUGGCGCUUCGGAUUAGACUCGGUAUAGCCUUCAAGUGCUUAUGAAGAGGAUAAAUUUGAUUCAUGUGUCCUUAAUUGAAGCUGAAAGCUUGAAAGUUUCUGGCAGCCAAGUGUUCACACUGA
Molecule: messenger RNA, 1758 nt
Organism: Marchantia polymorpha subsp. ruderalis
Lineage: Eukaryota; Viridiplantae; Streptophyta; Marchantiopsida; Marchantiales; Marchantiaceae
Source: the annotation of a GenBank genome assembly